AUGCUGGGCCUACUGUGGGAAAACGGACCUAUCAGAGUUACUGAAACAGCUACUGGAGAUAAAAUCACUUACAAAAGAUGGGAGAAAUCCUGGGCGGAAUCGUUUGCUAUGCUAUAUAUAGAUAACCCAGUUGGUACUGGCUACAGUUAUUUAGACAGUGGUCAUCGUGGUUGGAAAACUACCAACCAUGGCUACACAGAGGACUUGUUCUCCUUCAUCAGCCAACGAAAAUGGAUGAUUCCUGACUAUUUGAACACCCAGUUGCAUAUCGGGGGCCAGUCUUACGCUGGGAAAUAUGUCCUAUCUACAAACAGAUCGGCGAUACCGCUUGCGGGGAUCUACUUGGGUGGACCUUUCUUUGAUCCCUACUCCCAUUCGACAAAUGGUUCACGUCGGUACAACAGAGAACCUUUCAAAGAGUAUGGAUCUGAUUUCUUGGUCAGAACGAAGCUACAACUGGCUGAAAUCAUGGACAACUGUCAGGUCCUUAUUUACUCCGAGGACGUUGAUGGGAUCGUUACUGCUGUGAAUAUUGAAGAAGUCAUCUUGUCGACACCUUUUCUCCUCCAGGGUCUUUACAAUGCGUCAGAUCGACAAACGUGGCAGAAUGGUUCUAUAAUUGUAGGUUAUUAUAUACAUGUAGGCGGGUUCUGUCGAGUGAUUGUCCGCAAUGCUGGUCACCAGGCGCCUCACGAUCAACCGGACAUCACAAAAACGAUAAUGCUGGACUUUGUUCGUCACGGUUGUAUUCAGUAA
This is a messenger RNA of Candidula unifasciata, 756 nucleotides long. The record is from the annotation of a GenBank genome assembly. Lineage: Eukaryota; Metazoa; Mollusca; Gastropoda; Stylommatophora; Geomitridae.